AUGUCUCUCAAAUACAACAAGGUUCUUGUGCUAGGCGCGACAUCCGGCAUCGGCUGGGCGCUGGCGGAGAAGAUUGUGCAAGACGGCAAACAGGCCAUCAUCGUCGGACGGCGGCAAGAAAAGCUAGACGAAUUCCAGAAGAAGCACGGCAGCGACAAGGUCGACAGCUUCGUCAUGGACAUUACCAAGCUCGACCAGAUCCCGCAAUUCGUCAAGGAUGUAACGAGCAAGCACCCCGAUCUUGACUGCGUAUUCCUCAACUCGGGCAUCCAGCGCGGCUUCGACUUUUCCAAGCCCGAAACGGUGGACUUGGAUGUGCUAGAAUUGGAGUUUAGGACAAACUACCUGUCGUACAUGCAUCUCACAACGGCAUUAAUCCCGUUCCUGCAGAAGCAAGACAAGGAGACGUCGCUCAUCUACACGACAUCUGGUCUCGCACUCAUGCCGCUACCGCGGUGUCCCAACUACUGCGCGUCGAAAGCAGCUCUCCAUCACAUGAUCCUGGUGCUUCGCCACCAACUAGCAAACGGACCCGGAAACAUCAAAGUGGUUGAAAUCUUCCCCCCAGCCGUGCAGACGGAACUGCACGACGCCAAGCACCAGCCGGACAUCAAGGACGGCGGCAACAUUGGCAUGCCGCUGGGCGAAUUCACAGACGAAGCGUGGAAGGGCUUGGUCGAGGGCAAGGAGCAGAUUCCGGUGGGGUUUGUGACAAAGGCUUUUGACGCGUUUGAGAAUAAGAGACAGGAUAUGUAUAAGCAGAUUUUCCUGUCGUAA
This is a messenger RNA of Pyrenophora tritici-repentis Pt-1C-BFP, 777 nucleotides long. RefSeq names its product DltE, Short-chain dehydrogenase (D-alanine transfer protein). NCBI's taxonomy places the organism in Eukaryota, Fungi, Ascomycota, Dothideomycetes, Pleosporales, Pleosporaceae. The record is from RefSeq and is a predicted model, not a curated record. Gene Ontology annotation, molecular function: oxidoreductase activity.